GGGUCCAAUCGUUGUCCCAAUGUACCAGCAAGCGAUAAUAAUCACGAUGUACAGCAUAAUCAUAUGUCUGUCGGUAUUCGGAAAUUCAAUUGUGUGCUAUAUCGUAUUUUCAUCGCGUAAAAUGAGGACAGUAAUGAACUUCUUUAUCGUCAGCCUGGCUUUGAGUGACAUCCUUAUGGCAGUGCUCUGUAUUCCAUUGACGUUUAUAGCAAAUCUUAUUAUAAACUCUUGGCCCUUCGGCGAAACAAUGUGUCCAAUUGUCUCCUUUAUUCAAGUGGUAACAGUAUUUAUGAGCUCAUUAACACUCGUAGCUAUAAGCCUUGACAGGUACUGGGCAAUUGUUCACCCUUUGAGACGAAAAAUGUCUAAGCGUCAAGCCUGCAUUGUGAUUUCCGUCAUCUGGUUAUUGUCCCUAGUAAUACCUUUGCCGACAGCUAUAAAGGCAAGGGUCCACCAGUACGUGAACGAUUCAAAUGCUCCCUUCUUUUGCGAGGAAUUAUGGGAAAAUGUUACAGGGCAGUCCAUUUACAACGUAUUGCUACUACUUUUACAGUAUUUUAUUCCACUUGCAAUCCUCGUGUUUGCUUACGGAAGAAUUAUCCGCGUGUUGUGGAUCGUAAAGACUCCCGGAGAAGCUGUAAAUGACCGGGACAAAAGAAUUGCUACAUCCAAGAAAAAGAUCAUCAAGAUGAUGAUAGUGGUUGUGAUAAUAUAUGCUAUUUGCUGGCUUCCUCACCAUGUUAUCACCAUAGCUGGCGACAUCAACAUUACGUUCUACAAUCUUCAAGGAAUGAACAUUGUCUGGACGGCGUCUCAUUGGCUCGCCAUGUCCACUUGCAUGUACAAUCCGUUUAUCUAUUGCUGGAUGAACGCUAAGUUCCGGAACGGGUUUAUUAAAGUGUUCAGAUGUGUAACGUGUGGAUUGACAAAACCUCGGCGUGGAAUUGAGAUGCAACACAUGAGUUAUCAUCAUAGUGGUGCUUUAUCGCCAUAUAUAGCGUGUCGCGUGCCCUCAGGACUAUAUGGACGUGGGAAGUUACAGGUUCGCGAUCUACGAUACGAGUGGUCUGACAUCGAUGGAACAAUAUAAAAUAUAAAAAUAUGAUACAUACAAAGUGAUUUUUUAAACUAAAUAUUUUAUGUUUGUAUUUUCGUUGUUUAUUUCAUCAUGUUUACAUUGUAACAAAAUAAGAACGCAAUCAUGAAAUGUUAUUUGUACAAUUAGCUUGAACUUUAUCUUUCAAUUUGGAGAAUAACGAUAUCUGUUAUAGGUCAGUAGCUCAUUUAAAUUUGUAUCAUGCCUUAAUAAGAAUAUGCUUUUCGAUAGGUUAUACAGAUUUAUAAUUGAGAUAUAUUUGCCUUAUCUCUGUUUUUAAACAUUGAAACAGAAAAAUAUCAUUUUAAAAUGAAUCACUGCUGUAACAUGUUGGCUCAUUUGCUCUCCGAAUUUAACGUCAGUGUGCAAAUAGGUGAGACAAAAUAUCACUGAUGUCAUAUCCAGAAUGAUUUGAACCUUUUUAAUUUGCUCGAGCAAGUAAGUGCUAUCACCCACCAACCUGUCUAAUUUGAUCAGGAUACUUGCAGCAUUUGCUCACCAAACUUACCAAACAGUUCGAGCGACUACUGGAAAUCAAUGUUCAUCAACCUAUCCAAUUUGUUAAGCGGGUUUGUGACAACCUAUGCUCACCAACCUACCCUAUUUGUGUAAGCAGGUUAGGGGCAACCGAUGCUUACCAACCAACCCAAUUUGUUUAAGCAGGUUAGUGGCAACCUAUGCUCACCAACCAACCCAAUUUGUUUGAGCAGAUUAGUGGCAACCUAUGCUCACCAACCAACCCAAUUUGUCUGAGCAGAUUAGUGGAAGUCUAUGCUUACUAACCAACCAAAUUUGCUUGCGCAGGCUAGUGGCAACACAUUUUCUUACUGUUAAAGGAAUAACCUUUAUUUCAAUCAACAGUUAUGUAGAUUUAUCUGGUACAUGUCAUAAAUCAUUGUUAUAUGAACAAACACGAACUCAUGAUAUUUUUUUUCAAUAUAACAAACACGAACUCAUGACAUAUUAGUAUAGCUGAAAGGCAUUGGGAAGGAUAUUAUAAUAAUUUGUUCAUCGUUAAUGUAUUGUUUUCGCCGACCAAUUAUCAAUAGUUAUGCUCAAUGGUUUGUCAUUUGUUUAUAACCUUGUAUGUAUAUACAAGACUACAGAAUUACAAUUAGAAGCAUAAUAGAUGUACACACAUGUAAUGUAUAUGUGUAUGUGAAUAAAGAUGUAAGUGAUUUGA
Molecule: messenger RNA, 2279 nt
Organism: Mya arenaria
Lineage: Eukaryota; Metazoa; Mollusca; Bivalvia; Myida; Myidae
Product: RYamide receptor-like
Exons: 3
Coding region: 20-1090 (356 amino acids)
Biological process (GO): G protein-coupled receptor signaling pathway
Cellular component (GO): neuron projection; plasma membrane
Molecular function (GO): neuropeptide binding; neuropeptide receptor activity
Source: RefSeq, a predicted model, not a curated record